Messenger RNA from Closterium sp. Naga37s-1, 2064 nucleotides. The record is from the annotation of a GenBank genome assembly. NCBI's taxonomy places the organism in Eukaryota, Viridiplantae, Streptophyta, Zygnematophyceae, Desmidiales, Closteriaceae.
AUGUACCCUAGGCUGAUGCGGCAUCUUGCGGAGCAGGACACGCCCGACAUCCCGAGACAGUCUUAUGGUGUCUAUCUCACACGGGAGGCGCUGGCUGUUAAGGACGCGGCGACGUCCAACCCCGACCUGGGCAUGGUGGACAAGGUGGUGCGCACCGUGGCGGCAAAACUUGGAGAUUCGUCAGUCUGGAGCCAACGCUUCAAGUACCUGCAGCGUGUGAUCUACAACACUAACCUCGAAGUCCAGGGGAUCCACACGGUUCGUUGGCUGUCACGCGGAGAUGCGGUGCGUCGGCUGUGCAAGGUGCUCGGUGCGUGUAUCGUUCUUCUCUGGGAGAGGAGUCACAAGGUGUACGAGAUCGUCACGUGCUACAAGUUCCAGUUCUGCCUGUUCUUCCUCGCCGACAUCCUCGCCGACAUGAACGACCUCAACCGCUGGGCCCUAACCUGUCCUGUAUGUGUGUCGUUGCAGAUUGAUGUGACGGAGAUUUCCAAGACCAUCGAGGCCACCACGGCGGAUCUGACGGAGCGGUAUUUGGAUACCGACAAGCAAUUCGGGGGCGAGGGCAAGUGCUGGCUGGUCGGCUUUCUGAAGCUGCACGGGCAUGGUGUAGGCAAGAAGGUUCGUGUGAGAGGCGUGGACGGGGAGGGACGCACAGUCAACCAUAUGUACACCAUGCACGAGCGGAAGCUCCCGGGGCACAAGGUGGGGAGCGGGUACGAGGAGUGCGUGAAGCUGUGCCGCAGUUUCGCCCGCGAUUGCGUGGACAAUCUCAACGAGCGGCUUGAUGACCUGGGGAAGCUGGGGCCGACGAAGCUGUUUCGUGCUGGAAAGUGGCCGAAAAUCAAGGCUCAACGGGAGAAGAAGUGCCGUGAGUGGCUUCUGGGAUGCAGCAAACUCUUCCGCCACAAGCUGCCGGGAUUCGACCUCAAGGCCGCAGAGAGGGAGCUUCCCACAUUCUGCGCGAUCAUGGAGGCGCACCACGAGCUGAAAAGCUUCACGCAGGGACUGUCCAACAUUCUCGGGAGCGCAGACUCGAAGAGGUCUAUGAGGAGGAGGCGCCCCGCAAAGAGCGUGAAGCUUGCUGUGGCUGAGCGUGAAAGGAGGGGGAAAGCAAAGGAGGGUGAAGUCGAAGCAGGAGCUGCCCACCAAAACGACGGGGAGGAGGAGGAGGAGGAGUGUGAUGUGGAACAGGCCCUGGGCGACGAUCAGGAGCUUGUGGGGGAGGAGGAGGAGGAGGACAACCCCUUCCUUUCGGACGAUGAGGAUGUCGAGGAGUUCGGCUUCUUUCGUCUAACAGCCAUGGCCUCCGCACUCGCUGCUCGUCAGGUCCUCUCAGGCCUCUCCUUCAGCUCUGCCGUCAGAGGCACCGAGCUCGCCACCCGCAGCCUCCCCGCCGUUCCCCAACUAGCAGCCCCCCGCGGUCUAGGCGUCUCCGCGCUCUUCAGCGCGCGCAAAGCCGCCGUCCCCGCUAAGAGCGUGCCCGCGACGAAGCUGCGCACGGAGGACGGGAUCUUCGGCACGUCUGGCGGGUUCGGGUUCACCAAGGCGAACGAGCUGUUCGUGGGGCGCGUGGCCAUGCUGAGCUUCGCGGCGUCGCUGCUGGGCGAGGCGAUCACGGGCGCGGGCAUUCUGUCGCAGCUCAACAUCGAGACGGGCAUCCCCAUCACGGAGACCGAGCCGCUGCUGCUCUUCUUCAUCGCCUUCACCGUGCUCGGCGCCAUUGGCGGGCUGGGCGACCGCGGGCGAUUCGUGGACGACGAGCCGGUGGGGCCGCCCGUGAAGCCCGGCAGCAUCAAGGCGGCGAUGGGGCUGAGCGAGGACGGGCCCCUGUUCGGAUUCACAAAUGCGAACGAGCUGUUCGUGGGGCGGCUGGCGCAAUUAGGGUUUGCGGCGAGCCUGAUCGGCGAGGUGAUCACGGGCAGGGGCGCGCUGGCGCAGCUCAACAUCGAGAUCGGCGUGCCCGUGUGGGAGCUGGAGCCGCUGCUGCUCGCCAGCAUCGCCUUCUUCUUCGUCGCCGCCAUCAACCCCGGUACAGGGAAAUUCAUCAACGACGACGAGUGA